UGCUACAGUAGUAUAGAGAAGCACGAAGUGCGUACAUUCUCACGCCCUGAAAUAUCUCGGGAGGAAGUCAAACCUUUGUGUUUUAUCGGAUAGAUAAGCCAAAUUUAGAUCAGCACAGUCGUGUGGUUCUAGGUUUGUUGCCAACAUGACCACACCAGAAGUCUGUACCCGAAUCGUCAAGUGUCUGCAGGAUGUGUGGACUGACAAAAUGUUGUUUGACUUUGCCGUCAAGAUCUCUGACGAAACAAUACAAUGUCAUCGACUCAUCCUAGCGGCGUGUUCUGAUUUUUUCAAGGCACUUUUUCGUUCUGGUAUGAGGGAAGUCACAGAGAACUGUGUUGUUUUACAAGAAGUUACUUGUGACGUGUUUCAGUUAAUUUUAAAAACUAUAUACACAGGUGAAAAUAUUUUAACUUUAGAAAAUCUUUUUGAAGUGUGGCGAGCAGUAAAUCACUUACAGGUAACUUUCAUGGUUGAUUUGUGUGAGAAUUUCGCGAUUAAAGCAAUCAACCUAGACACUUGGGAAAAUAUUUACACUAAUGCACAAUUUUUAGAUUCAAAAAACGUUCUUAAACAGCUUCGUACAUUCAUGUUGAAAAACUUUGAUCAAGUAUGUCUUUCAACAACAUUUCUACAGCUGUCUUUUGAUGAAGUCAGGGAUUUGAUAAAAAGUCAAGAUUUGAUUGUUGUCAGUGAGGAUAUAGUCCUUGAUUCAGUUAUAAGAUGGGUCGAACAAGUUUCUUAUGAUGCAUGUACUGACACAAAUCGUGGGGAGAAUACGGACGUUACUGAUGAACAAAAUCACGAAACUGUUAAAGAGAAUACUUAUAUGGAAAAUAGUAAAGCGCUAAACAAAGAUUGUUGUACUAAAUCGGUUAAACGUUUUACACAGUGUACUUCAAGAAAAGAUAAACUUUCAGAACUUGUGAAGCUAGUGAGGACGUGUCUUGUAAGCCCGGCUGUUUUAUCUCGCGUCUAUGAAAUGGAAAUGGUUUCGGAAAACAAUGUGUUAAAGGAUAUUACGUUUAAUUCUUUAUACUAUAUCCAAAACUUUAGACACGGUCAGUGGCCAACAGCUGCUGUACAAAGAUCAUGUAGUAAGUACAUAAAUGCUGGAGUACUUGCACAAGGCAAGGGUACAUUCAGAGUAAUACAUAUACUCGAGCACAAAUGGUUUGAUAUUUCAAAAUGUAAAAAUUUACAAGAAAAUAUCCAGCUCGUCUGUUUUGACAAUGAACUUUAUGCAACAGGAAAACAACAAAACCAACCAAAUGAGCUUUGUCAACUUUUUGUGUUCUGUGACAACAGCUGGGUGGAAGUUGUAAAAAUGCCUUGUCAGAAUUUGCUGUUAAUUUCACAUGAACAAUAUAUUUACAUCAUUAACAAAGACGAUAAAUCUAUUCAUAGGGUAAAUCCAAAGAAAAAAAUUCCAAAUUUAGAAAAGUUUACAGAUUUUCCAGAAAAUGUUGAAGUUAAACAUGCAAUGAUUUUCGAAAGAUAUAUUUUAAUGUUUAGCCCUAUAACUCACAUUGGUAAUGAAGAAACAGCUGUUCAUAAAUUGGAUAUUUCGUUCAAAAUUUGGACCAGGUUAGACAAUUUGGAUGGAGAAGCAGAACAUAUAAUUAGUUUUAGGAAUGACAAACACAGCUAUGUUUUACAAAGCAAUGGCAACUUGUGGUGUAUUUUAAAUGAACUUUCCAGUCUCAACACUAAACUAAAAUUUGUUUCCAAACUUUGGAAUUCACAAAAGAAGUUAUACGGCGCUUUGACCUAUAAUGGACAGUUAAAUAUUGUGGGAAAUUUCCAAGCAGGAGAUACAAUUAGAAGAGCUCCAGAUCAUAUUCAAAGCUCUUUUUGGUGGAAAACUAAUGAAAAAUGUUCCAAUUUUAUUCCAAUUACAAUGUUGAAAAUACGGUAGCUCUAAUUAAUUAACAUGCAUCAUACUACUGAGUAUUUCAACAAGUUAUAAACAACUCAGUACUUCGACAUGACGGUUCAAGUGUUUACUAUUACCUGUCUCUACACAACAUAUAGGAUUUUACCGAAACCAAUCGGUAGAUUUAAAACCAUGAUUUUUUGAAAUUUUUUGAAAAGAAACGAGUUAUCGAAUUUAAAAAUCAUAAACACGCUAUUUAACGACGAUAAAGCUAAUAGUCGGACUAUAAACAGGUUUGGUAGUCUACAAAUAUAUUUUGU
Messenger RNA from Physella acuta, 2196 nucleotides. RefSeq names its product kelch-like protein 2. The record is from RefSeq and is a predicted model, not a curated record. NCBI's taxonomy places the organism in Eukaryota, Metazoa, Mollusca, Gastropoda, Physidae. Gene Ontology annotation, molecular function: protein binding.